Purpureocillium takamizusanense is the source of this 882-nucleotide messenger RNA. RefSeq lists its product as uncharacterized. The transcript is spliced from 3 exons. The record is from RefSeq and is a predicted model, not a curated record. Bases 185 to 586 code for a protein of 133 amino acids. Lineage: Eukaryota; Fungi; Ascomycota; Sordariomycetes; Hypocreales; Ophiocordycipitaceae.
CACCCUCACCACCAUCUCCUACUCCUCCUCCUGUUCCUCCUCCUCCUCUUCUUCCUCCUCUCUUCCUUCCCCCCCCUCUCUCCUCCGCCCGCUCUCCUCACCACUCGCGAUAUCCAAACACACCCGCCGCCCAAGCAAGCAACCAAGCAAACCCGCUCACCUCGUCCGCAUCGUAUCGCCCACCAUGUCCAAGUCGCGGAUGCCCCUCAUCCUCGGCCUCGGUGCCGCCGGCGGCGUCGGCUACUACCUCUAUAGCGCCGGCGGCAACGCAAAGGCCGCCGAGAACAAGUUUGAGAGUGACGUCCACAAGGCCUCCGCCAACGUAAAGGCCCAUCUCCCCGGCAGCUCCCCCAACGCCGAAGGCCAGCUCAAGGGCUACGGCGCCCAGGCCGGCGAGAAGAUUGACAAGGCUUGGGCCGAGGCCGACAAGCAGGCGUCCAAGCUCAAGAGCGAGACCGAGGCGUACGCCAAGGACGCCAAGGCGGAGGCCCUCAAGGCCGUCGACAAGUUCGACCACAAGGUCGAGGAGGGCGCCGCAAAGGCAAAGGGCGGCAUCUCGAGCUGGUUCGGCGGCGGCAGCAAGUAACUGUAAUAUGGCUGGCUGGCUGGCUCCUCCUCCCGACCGACCGACCGGCCAGCGAGCGGAGCCAACCUCAUCAUCGUCCCUUCCCGGGGGGAAAACACACUGGCAGUUGUUGCGUGUGAGUCUGUUGAUAAUUGAACGUGUACGGCAGGAGUUUGGCUAGGUCAGACGGGCAACAGUGGGCGCUCCGACGAAACAUGUCUGACGGCAUGUAAGCGACGGCCUGGGAUGUAUGUAUGUGUUGUGGUCUUAUUACGGUGUACUGCGGAUAGGUGAAUAAUGCUGCUUCUUCUUGUUCG